AUGCGUUCGGCCGUCAUUGCUCUACUUGUGUUCGUUGCUUUCUCUCGUUCCGACUUCCUUCUUCCAUUCCCUCUGUCUGAGAAAUUCAUCAAUUUCACUGCUCAACUGGAGAAACCAACAAACAAUGAUACGAGUUGUAAUCUGGCUCAAUUGAACUACUGUCAGUACUCGUUCAAUCAAAACUUCGGAUUGAACUCUUCAGUCAGCUACAGUAAUGGAUCUCGAAUCUUCGAAACUGUUCAGAAUUAUUUGAAUUCAAAUGUGACUCAACUGAGCAAGAUCUGCAGAGCCCGUACCAAUUUCUAUCACUGCUUGGGACACACCUACUACACUUGCAUGAAUCUUCAUACUCGUCUUGAGAGUAACAACACUGAUUCUUCCAAUGGAUUCGACUACGUCAGAACUUUCCGUGGACUCGAAUGGAUUUGUGGAGGAGGAUAUCAAGAAACAAUCAACCAAUGGAACAACUUCGAUGACAUUCCCACCUCCACUCCCUACAGAAACUGCGUCAACACCUUCAAUCAAACCAUCUCCACCGUCCACUUCUGCUCAUCUGUCCAACAAACUGGAAACUGCUUGAACACUGUCUACAGUAACUCAACUGGAGAUGCAUCUGCCGGACACUAUGGAUGCGAGAACUUCCGUUACACUUUCGCCAAUGCUUGUCCAGGACUCAAGUGUACCAUCGGAAAAUAA
Molecule: messenger RNA, 696 nt
Organism: Caenorhabditis remanei
Lineage: Eukaryota; Metazoa; Nematoda; Chromadorea; Rhabditida; Rhabditidae
Exons: 6
Coding region: 1-696 (231 amino acids)
Source: RefSeq, a predicted model, not a curated record